Molecule: messenger RNA, 3206 nt
Organism: Bombus pyrosoma
Lineage: Eukaryota; Metazoa; Arthropoda; Insecta; Hymenoptera; Apidae
Product: bestrophin-4-like
Exons: 11
Coding region: 1050-3095 (681 amino acids)
Molecular function (GO): chloride channel activity
Source: RefSeq, a predicted model, not a curated record
GGUCCUGCGUCUUUUAGUUGUGUUUAAAAAAAUAUGAACUUAAAUCAACAUCUAAUUGUAGAAUAAAAUAAAAUAUCAAAAUAGACCGCAAAACUGAAAUAAAAUAGCUGAAUGAUUCUACUGUCGCUUAAUAUUGGAGUAAUUUUGAUAUUGAAUGAAACGUCUAAUAAAAUAAAGACAUCGUUAUAGUAAACUGCCAUGUUUAUUUAAAGAAAAUCCAUUGCUCUCGCUUUCUUACUACUACUCUCAUUCAUUAAUUUUAUCCAUUUACAAAAUCUACGCCCGAGAUACUAUGCAAACUUGGUGGCAAUUUACAAAGUUAAUCCAAGAACAACUUCUGUUAACAAUUUGUCAGUAAAUAAUACCUAAUCUAAGAGUACAAUUGCGGUAUACCGAGAAGGCUUGUAUAAAUUGUAUAUUUACUCAGAUGGCGGUUAUACCGAUGACCUAAGUUAUAUUUAACGGCAUCGCUGCAUACUGGCGCAAAUGCCAAAACUACUCAGCAUUAUUUACAGUGCAUAAAGUAAACCGUUUAGACACCUCUCAACGUUUGUACAGUUUCUUCCACUUUUUUCUAUCAACGUCUUUAUGCGAUAUCCAGUUUGCAUUAAAAUCAAACAGCAUUAUUAAAGUUAUAGAUUUUGCGAAAUAAAUUAAAUAUUUUUAAUUCUUAUUUAAACUUGCAUUUAAUAAAAUGUUCUGUUUAGUGGAAGUUCCAUUAGAAUUAAUAAUCGAAUAUUAAUUUCUUGAAUCGAAAAAAAUUAUUAAGCUUGCCAAUUUAGUCAAGCAAAUAUUUAAAGCUUGUAUGAUCUAGGAUGGAUUUCAUAUCAAUAAUUCUUCUACCAAAAGAAGAUUGUAAAGAGAUUAUCAAUUGAGAAAUUAUUAUAAAAGUAUUAUUAUAAACGAGGAGAAUGUUUUACUCCAUUAUACAUUUGUUCCAUAACGCCUGAGAUUGAUGAAAGUGAAGUAACAAUGAAAAGAAAGAAAUUACUAUUGCUACGACAAGCUUACUUUUGUUACGAAACUGGUAAAUAGCAAAUGAAAGAAGGAUGACAGUCUCGUACCAGUAUCAAGUGGCAAACUCUACCAGAGGUGGAUUCACCAGGCUUCUUUUUAUGUGGAGAGGAUCACUGUAUAAGCUCAUCUAUAGAGAAUUACUCUUAUUCCUGAUACUCUUUGCAGCAAUCUCCACUGUUUACCGUCAUAUACUCAGUAUCAAACUGAAAAGAGAAUUCGAAAAGAUUGUCAUUUAUUGCGAUAAUUUUAUUAAUUUAAUUCCAUUAAGUUUCGUUCUUGGAUUCUACGUGUCUUACGUUGCUCAAAGAUGGUGGCAACAAUAUCAAGCGAUACCUUGGCCUGAUAAGGUAAUGCAUUUAAUUGCUUUGUACGUUACUGGAAACGAUGAAUACGCUCGUACGCUCCGAAGAGCUCUGAUGCGCUACUUGAAUCUUUCCCUGAUACUUGUUUUACGUUCGAUCAGUUCGGCGGUGAAAAAACGAUUCCCAACGCUCGAUCACGUCGUUGAUUCUGGUUUUAUGACAGCGUUUGAAUUGGAUUUAUUUUUGGCAGUACCAAGCUUAGAAUUCAACACUUAUUGGAUCCCUUGCACAUGGUUUAUCAACCUUCUAAAAGAAGCGCGUCAUAAUCACAGAAUUCCCGAUCCUCAGGGAUUAAAAUUAAUUAUGGAGGAAUUCAGCGAAUUUCGUACAAAAUGUGGCCUUUUAUGGAGCUAUGAUUGGAUAUCAAUUCCGUUAGUUUACACACAAGUAGUGACAUUAGCGACGUACAGUUUCUUUGCCGUGGCCUUAAUAGCUCGUCAGUACAUCGAUGGUAAAGAGAAACAAUUCCAGCUGCAGAUUGACAUUUACAUACCUGUUUUUACUCUGCUACAAUUUUUCUUUUUCAUGGGCUUGUUAAAGGUAGCGGAACAAUUAAUUAAUCCUUUUGGCGAUGACGACGAAGAUUUCGAAUUGAAUUGGAUAAUUGAUCGCCAUACAAAAGUAUCAUACCUUGGAGUAGAUACCCUUAUGAAUCGUUGUCCACCAUUGGUCAAAGAUAUUUACUAUGACGCUGAAAAUCUAAUUUUACCAUACACUGAAGCAGCGGCUGCUUACAAAAAGAAAACUUAUCGCGGUAGUGUGGCACACAUGACAGUUCCCGAGGAAAAGCAAACCAUGUUUCUACCAGAUGUUAUAGAAGAGGACGAAGAGGACGUAAAACCGUCACACCACACAUCAACGAUGAGUUUAGCUACUCAUCCUAAUGACAGCCCACCGUGUGAAAGGCGCCAGAUCAGCCCGCGCCCUGAAACACCUACGAAAAUUGAUCAAACUUGUCCUGAGACAAUUUUACAGUUUGAUAUUCAGGAACCAUCGGUCCACACCGACCAAAUAGAACAAAGAGCGAAAAAUAUAGCAGACACUAUAAAGAAAUUUUCAUCUUUAGGAAAGUAUUCGUUGCCACGAAUUGAUUCAAGUCGAAAGCCAUUUUUCACGCUAACAAAAAGCCCUAAGUUGGUUAUACAACCUUGGCCGAGUGCGUCCAAUUUAUCAAUACCCUCGAGACAAAUCAUAGACACACCUUCCGUUUACAUGGAUAAUCUAAAUCCAUGGAGAGACUAUAGUCCAAAAGUUGCACUACCACACUCUUUUGAUGUUGGUAGUUCGGAACAUUCCCCGGAAGAGGAAGGGCAAUACGACUUCGAAAGUGUAUAUCCAUCAGACGAUACUGCUAUAAACCCAAGUGACAGUCCUCAUUCAGAUACAUGCCAAUUACAGUGCCAACAUUACGGUACUUCUUAUUUAACGCUGCCAGAAACACCUUUGUCAAUCCCGUCGAAAGCAACGAUGCCGAAAAACAAAAGCCCCAAGUUUCUUAUAAGAAGACAUAAAUCAAUGGGGACAGGUAGAAAAAAAGGUAUUCAAUGGAAACAGAUCGUGAAAACUACUAAGAAACAUACACCAGAUGAUAUGCCGAAAACCGAACGAAGCUUAUCUCGUUCGAGGAGCUCGCUAAAUUUAAAAUUAAAAGAAACAUCACCGAAUACAAACAAAGACGAUAUAUCUGAUACAGACGCAUCGGGCGAAGAAGGAUGAGUCUAAAGAUUGUAAUUACACAUCUAUGUGAUAAUUAUUAAGAAAUAUAAAAUAAUGCAUUGUAUAAAAGUAUUUAUCAGUAUAAAAUGGCGUGUUGUAUUCUCCAUUUGA